Molecule: messenger RNA, 915 nt
Organism: Aphanomyces invadans
Lineage: Eukaryota; Oomycota; Saprolegniomycetes; Saprolegniales; Verrucalvaceae
Exons: 5
Coding region: 1-864 (287 amino acids)
Source: RefSeq, a predicted model, not a curated record
AUGUCGUACUUGCAAGAAAGCAUUCGAUGCAAAGGGGCGCAGAUCUGCAGCCCGUUCGUGCGCGACGUCCGCGGCACGUCCGUCGUUGGGUAUGUCUCGAGUGGCACGGGCGACGUGUACGCGAUCACGGAAGGAAAGCAUGUUGUGUGGACGCACACUGGCGGCGACCCACGAGGUGCAGCAUUUGACAGCCACGGCAAGCUCCACAUCGCCGACUGCGCUCACGCCGCAAUUCUCAAGGCCGACGUGUCGGCGCACACCCACCAGCCUGGUUUGGUUGUCAAAGUGUACGAGGAAAAGCCAUUUCGAGGGCCGAGCAGCAUUCAGAUCGCGCCGACGGGAGUCGUCUACUUUACGGACAGCGGUCCGCUCGGCGAAACCACGCUCGCUGAGCCGAGGGGCAGCGUAUUCUGCAUUGCGCAUGGACCGAGUGGCGGCCAGGUGCUCAAGCCGCUGGCGCUCGACUGUCUCGCGCAUCCGUGUGGGUUGGCGGUGUCCCCCAACUCUAAACUCAUCUACGUGGCGGAAAUGAUGCACAAUCGUCUGCUGCGCUUUGUGCAGCGGCCGACGGGAAUCUACCACUGCACCGUGUUUCACCAAUUUGCCGGGGGCAUGGGGCCUUCCUGCGUCGCUUGCGACGCAGACGGUCGCAUUUACGUUGGCAUGUUCGACGUGGCAGGUGGAGCGGAUGAACACGGCAAGAUAUACAUCUUGUCACACGCUGGCACGAUCGAGCAUGUGCUGCAAGUGCCAGGACAAGAAAUCACGGGGCUCUGCAUCGAGCCAUCGACGCGCGCGCUGUUUGUGACCGAGGCAUCCGGGAAUGCGCUGCACUGCAUUGCGCUGGACGCGAUUUUCAAAUAGAGCGACACGUUAUGGUCCAAGUGAAUCAUGUAAUUGCAAGCAUGCUUCCAC